Venturia canescens is the source of this 1595-nucleotide messenger RNA. RefSeq lists its product as uncharacterized. The coding region runs from base 180 to 1319 and encodes 379 amino acids. The record is from RefSeq and is a predicted model, not a curated record. The transcript is spliced from 7 exons. Lineage: Eukaryota; Metazoa; Arthropoda; Insecta; Hymenoptera; Ichneumonidae.
UGCAGCUGCUGGGAGAAAACUAAACGGGAGCUGCUCGCGGGCAGUUCGUCGUUCGUAGCACGGUUGCGAGUUACGAGUAUGAAUGUGUAUGCAACGGUGUAUGUGCGCAUGAAUAGACCGCGCGGGCGCCGCGCGUUCCUACAUGUUGCUCCGGAUUCCUUUUUUUUUUCAAACGUUAAAUGCUAAACGUUGAAAUGAAAAAAACGUGUUUUUUCCUUCAUCUGUUCGUUGCUAUUGGUUUAGUUUCAGCUAUUUUACCCAAUGGUGAUGUUGUCUUAAGAGAAUUGGGUGAAAAGGAGUAUAGAACAAUAAAAGAAAAAGCAACACAUGAAUCCAAUUUUCUUGUACACGGAGCUUGCUGGCACAAUGCUCUCAAAGUACUGGAAUCCAGCUGCGACAGAUUAAAUGACCAUGAACAUUCCCUGUUGGCGCUUCGGCUAGCUAACUGUUUCUUGGAAGAUUCUGGACAUGUCGUUUACAAUUGCCAUCUCAGUGAAUCAGCAAACUCUAGGAGGGAAUGCAUCAACUCCAUGUCCGAUAGAGCUUUUGGAGUGUACAACGAAUUUUACACCCAUUCUGCACAUAUUUGUUUCUUCUUGAACCAUGAAAUGUGGCAAGCAGAAACAGAAAACAACAUUGAACGUUUGUACAAGGCAUCCAUGGUCAUGAGAGAACAGUUACUCGAAGCCACAGAAAUGCAGAGCAUUGUUUUGGAAAGUCAAAGAGAAGGACUGAGGAUACAAAAUGAGCUUCUCGAUCAUGGAAAAGAACUGGGCAAUGUUAUAAGAACUUCUGCUGAAACAGUCAGUGGCAUGGUUGUGGAUUUUAAGGAAUCUGCCAAAGAUCAGAGAGAACUUCUUUACGAAAUAUUUUCAUACAUGAGAACCUUUCAAAAUUGGAUACUCUCGGAAGUGUCAUGGUUUCAGUCUAUAGCUUAUUACACAGUAGCGUGUAUUAUUUGUGCGCUUUUAAGUUCUUCAAAGCGAACUGCAGAAGCUAGAAUAAGUUUAUUUACGAUUUUAAGCUUAAACGUAACUGCAGAAAGAAUGCUCGUUUGUUAUAUUGUGAAUCAUUCCCCAGACGACAAGAUCGAAUUAGUAAACAUGAGUUGGUACUUUCGAAAAAUUGGUUUGGUACUUUGCAUCUUCACACUCGUUUACACAUACUAUUCCUACAAUGAUAACAACUUUGAAAAUUACAAAAUUCUAAGAAGGAUCGACGAUCGACUUAAUCACAUUCAAACAGAAACGACGCAACCCUUAAGAUUUUCCAAAAGAUUGGCUCUUAAGCGAUCCAAAGACAAUAAUCCGGAGCAUUAGAGUCCAUAAUUUAAGUAUUGAGCAAUUCUCAAUAACAAUUUGUACAAUACAACGUAAGUUUUUCAAGCAUCCAAAAAUCAAUGGAAAACAGAGCUUUUAUUGAUUCAUUUUUUUAUGCCUUUUACAGAGAUGUCAGAAGAUUCUUCCUGAAGAAUUACAAGAACAGCACUGUAGAGAAUCAAAAUGCAAAACUUGUCAUUCAACAAUUACAAUGCAUUCCAUGACUUUUAUUUUAUUAUUUAUUUAUUUAUAGAAAUAAACUUCGUGAUAAACGUC